Molecule: messenger RNA, 1398 nt
Organism: Lentinula edodes (shiitake mushroom)
Lineage: Eukaryota; Fungi; Basidiomycota; Agaricomycetes; Agaricales; Omphalotaceae
Exons: 11
Coding region: 1-1398 (465 amino acids)
Source: RefSeq, a predicted model, not a curated record
AUGGAUGAACAGUACGACUCGGAGUUUGUCCAUGUUGGAGAUCAUGUUUUGUCCUCAACUCAACAACAUCAAUCGUCGGCGAAGAUAACACCAUAUCGGAGAAAAAGUUUAUCAGAAUUGGAUAAUCCUAGUUGGGCUACAGACGAAUUGAAGACAAUCUUCGUUACUGUCUUUCGCGCGAGACUAUCAAAGGAGGAUAAACAAUUCAUUAACGACAAAUAUGGUUAUAUCAAAUGCGAACGAUGCGCGACUUUAGCACAAUCAUGCGAUAUUCGAAAAAAUGCUCUCAACUGUGUACAAUGCGGCACGUAUGGCAAAUGCAGUCGUGUCAACCUCGUAAAGAGAUUUUAUGUCAUGGACAAUAUGCUGCUGGAGAACGAACAGUAUGACUGGCUCUUUGCUUGGUAUAAGAUACACAAGUGCAUCAAUAUGAGACGUUCAACCAAUAUGGACGCGAAGGUGACUACGCAGUAUUUCUUCAACCAGUUGGAUUUUACAUCCGAUGCUCGUCGAAAGUCAAACGAGAAUGUAGUGCGUGAUUUGAAUAACGAGUCUGGUUUUGUGGAUGUACCCAGUGUGGAAUUAAUGCCAGUAAAGUACGAUAUUCAUCAAAGUUACGAAGAAUAUCGCCCGGAAAACGACAGCAGGGAUACACAGAGAACGGAAGUGUUAUCUACCGCGAACUACAGAUCCGUUUCAAAUGCACACCCCGGGGAAAGUGCUCGAAACGACUACGAGUUUUCGAACGGAAAUCCGCAUGCACUACACCGGGAUAGUAUCCCAUCCGAAGGUGAAUACGCAAGUGAUGUUCGGUCCAGAUUGGAUGCAGUCAAUCAGUACACGUUUGAAAAGUAUUUGGAUGAGUUGAGUACAAUGCUAGAAGACCUAUCGUAUGAUGAGAAUUUAGUACCGCAAGUGGAUCCAAUCUUUUACCCGAACGUGGACGAUACAUGGGGAUACAGCGAUAGUUCAAAUAUGAUCAAUGGCAAUGAAGAACUACCUCAUCAGUACACACUGCAAGAACUCGUGGACGAAUACGACCGUGUUAUAGAAAGCACUAAUAUUUUCACCGCAGUGUCAUCGAUAUCAGAACCAAGCGUUUUGCAGAUUCGACAUGACGAUCAUGUUAGUGAAGGCAAAGCGAAAUGUGCUCAGAAUUCUACGACCAUGAUCAUCGCGAUAUUGAACAUCACCGAGGACUACUUUCAAAUAUCAGCAAGUGUCAAUGCACGCAAUGUAUAUUGCAAGAUCCACUCUAUCGUCCGAAUUCCGUGGUCGAUCGCGUACCGAUUCAUGCUAUGGCACCACAAGUGGUUGGCGCUUACAGCAAAGAGGAGCGCGCGCCAUGUAUUUGAUUUGACGCUCUUUCGAAACCUGAAUGGCGGUGUCAUUCGGUAA